This is a messenger RNA of Naegleria lovaniensis, 3087 nucleotides long. RefSeq lists its product as uncharacterized. Lineage: Eukaryota; Heterolobosea; Eutetramitea; Acrasida; Naegleriidae. Gene Ontology annotation, cellular component: motile cilium. Gene Ontology annotation, molecular function: protein binding. The transcript has 5 exons. The record is from RefSeq and is a predicted model, not a curated record. The coding region runs from base 1 to 3087 and encodes 1028 amino acids.
AUGUAUGAACCUCAUGAUCUUGAGGAGGAAUUAUCAAUUCAUGAAGAACAGAGAAUUGAGGAUCGAGAAAGCCAAGAACAAAUUGAUUCAUCGGAAACAAUUCAAAACGAGGAAACGAAUGAAGAGGAAGUUUCUCAUGUCAAUGAGGUGUUGUACACAAGCGAAAUGAAUCACAAUGAGGAAAAUGAAAUUGAGAUCGGGGAAGAGGAAACCAAUGAGCAUCAUCCUUACGAGGCACUUGACAAUAUUGAUGAAGAAUCAACCAAUAUUCAAACCAUGAUGAACGAUGGUAACUUUGAUGAAAAUGGGCUGAAAGUUGUUGAGGAAGAAUAUUCUGAGUUGAAUGAAACAAAAAAUGUGAAUGAAUCCAUCAACCAGUCCAUUUUGGAUGAAACAAACAUCCGUUCCAUCCAAGAAGCCAAAGAUGACGACAGCGCACUGGAUCUUCAUUGGGUGUUUGGUAUGAACAAGGACACACUUGGCGGAAUGCAUAAUUUAUGUGAUGAAACGAGAAAAGAGGUAUUCUACAUUGCCGGAAAUGUUGGAAUAAUUUAUAAAUAUGAAACAAAAGAGCAAAUUCUGCUGCAAGGACAUACCAAUAUGAUUACAUGUUCAUCAGUUAGCAUGGAUAAAAAGUGGAUUGUGACUGCUGACAGCGGAAAAGAAAACAUGAUUGUUGUGUGGGACAGUGUCAAAGGAAUUCCAGUUAAGACUAUUUUCGAUCCACACCCAGUAGGAAUUCAAUCGGUUGACAUUUCUUCUGACUCACUUUUUAUUUAUUCACUAAGUAAGCCAAGCUCAGAAGGAGAGCAGCAGAUUUCAUUGUGGGAAUGGACAGAAUCAAACGAAGGGGCAUUGGUGACUGUCACAGCCCCGAGUGGAGAGCCACAAACCUUGCUAAGGUGUCACCAUUCCAAUCCCAACAUUUUUUUAACAAAUGGACCAAAGAGCAUUCUCUUUUGGGAACAUGAGGACGCCACUCUAGAGUUCUUCAGCCCUUCUGUCACAAAAAGUGAUUUUGGAUCCGCUUCAAGUGAAUUUGUACAAACGACUUUUGUGGCUGGAACCACUAUGGCUGCUUCUGGUACCACUGACGGAGAGAUUGUUUUGUGGGAAAGAAAAAUUUAUCCUGAUAGAGAGUCAAAGGAAAUAGAGAAAGAGGCCAUGAAAUUUGUCAAAAUACAUCCUGGAUUUAGCGUGAACUUUAUUACAUGCGUUGGUCCUUAUAUUGUGACGGGUGGAAGCGAUGGGUUUGUAAAAUUUUUGGAUCACAAGCUUAGAUUGGAGGCUUGGUUUGAAGAGUUUGAUUUAGGUCCAAUUACUUCAAUUUCUUUUGACAAGAGUAGAGGAAAACAGAGACCAGAUAUUGCAAUGACGGAGGAAGAUCUCGAAAGCAUGGUCAGGAAAAAUGAUGAGUUUUACUGUCCCGAUUUUAUCAUUCAGACACGAUCUGGAUUUUUAGCCAAAGCAACCUCUACAUCAUUCAGCGAUUAUGACGUCGAGGGAAUGAAAGGCCGAAUUUUAGUUAUCAGUCAAAAUGAGUCAAUCCAAACUCUCGCAGGAGAGUAUUUAGCUGUUGGAUGCACGAAUGGCCAUGUGAAAUUCUUUGACGCUGUUCUAUUCACUGAGAUACCGAGCUUGGCCUAUAGACCAUCAAAGGCAUGCAUACAAUCUUUGAAAUUUUCGCACGACUCGCUGUUUUUGGCAUUUUCAGAUUCUGACAAUUGUGUGGGAGUCUUUAAAUUCAUGCCAAAUCCUCAAAAGAAGGGAGCAGGAAAAGACGAAUGGAUUUACAUUGGAAGAUUUAAAUCUCACAAGAAAGCCAUUACUGGACUCGAAUUUGGAGUCGAACCUUAUGGAGACAUUCCACGAUUGAUGUCUGUUUCUGAAGACCGACGACUAAUCGAAUACGAUUUAGAAAAUAGCUCCAUACAAGGAGGUUUAAAGGUAAAGACCAUUCACCGAGUCAGUCAAGACGCCAUUCCAACUGCUUUUCUAUGGACUAGGGAUGAAAAUGUCAUUGAAACCUAUCCCAAUGAAAAGAAGUAUUUUGACGGACUACUCUUUGCCAAUGACCAAUACAAAAUCAUGUCCUUCAUUACACCAUUUGGAAACAGAGACACACGAUGUAACAGAACUAUUUUGAGUCCAACCUAUGGAGGUCCACUCAAUCGACUGCUCCUUGUUCCAAAUAUUCACUACAAGGAUGGAUCAACGUUGCCAGAGUAUCAACCACCCAAACUCGUGGCAUAUUCCACCUUUGAAAAAGUGAUUGGCCUUAUUGCUCUUCCACUCGAUGGAAAUCCAAAACAUCAUAUGGGCUUAAUUGCUCACUCUGGAGAGAUUACUUCUUGUGUGGUCUCUCCCGAUGGAAAAUAUUUAUUUACUGCUGGAGGAAGUGAUUGUAUUGUGAACCAGUGGGAGAUUAAUGGAAAUCCACUCUUUAAAAACAAAGAAAUUGAUGAAGGAAUUGAGCCCUAUGUGAGUUUGAUUGAGGGUGGUGCUCAAGGAGAGUUUUUCCAAGAAGUUCAACAAUACUUUUACUAUGCACAGAUUAGAAGUCAGGGUGAGAUUACUACAAGCGAACGAAAGAUUACAGGAAGCGUUCCUAUUAAUCAAGUACCUGAUUUAGUUCGAUCACUUGGAUUCUAUGCUACUCAAUGGGAAAUUCAGAACAUGAUUAAUGAAUUGAGAGUGAUUAAGGGAGUUGCAGAUCCUUCUGAAACUAAUUCCUCUGUUGACAAGAAGAGAUCUUCGUUGCCUUCUAAAAAGGAGCCUGAAAUUUUCAUUGAUUUUAACACAUUUGUGAAAAUUUAUGUAAAUCAUAGACCAGUAUUUGGCAUCCAAAGAAAAGAUAUCGAAGAAGCAUUCCAAAAGUUAGGUAGUGAGCCAAUCACUGGUUUCAUCAACAAGACAGAGCUUUUCCAAAAAUUGAAAUCUAUGGGCGAAAUAAUGACAGAAAACGAUCUCAAUGACUGCUUGAGCAAAUUGUUGAAAGAAGCGGUGACGGUCGCAUCUCUCGAAGAACGAUUUACAUCGAUCGAGUUUGCAGAAAAGCUUCUUGGCUUUACGGAGGAAAAUGCCUAA